AUGCAUGUGAAUGAUGAUCUUGUGGCUAAUAAGGCAUUGUGUGUGAGUAGUAGCUUACCUAUAUGUGAGUAUAUUGAUUCUUUGCUAUUUGUAGAUGAUGAACAUAUUGUGCAAGCGGAUACACUAGUUGAUCCUAUAGAUGACCGAAUUGACUCUUCUGGUAAAGUCGAUUUGUGUCCACCUAGUGUUGAAGCUAUUGUGUUGAAUGUUAACAACGCAGGAAUUGGUGGAUUAAUGGUAGAAGGAGAUGUACUUAUGCUAAAAGAGAUAAUAGAAAGAGAUUUCUUAAUCAUUUCUACUGAAAACGGAGAAGAGGGAGGUUGGACGAAAUCAUAUCCUGGAAUUGUUACAAAUUAUGAGUUGACAAAGCAAUGCGUAGAGACAAAUUACUAUGGUGCAAAAAGAAUGAUCGAAGCAUUUAUCCCCCUCCUUCAACUCUCUAAUUCACCGAGGAUUGUUAAUGUCGCUUCUAGCUUGGGAUCGUUAAAAAUUCUUGUGCAGCUAUUGUGCAACAAAUGGGCAACAGAAGUGCUACGUGAUGCUGAUAGCCUCACAGAAGAAAAGGUAGAUCAGGUGGUGAAUGAAUUUCUCAAAGAUUUCACAGAGAAAUCAACAGAAUCCAAAGGAUGGCCAAGUUACUUCACAGCCUACAAAGUCUCAAAAGCAUCGUUGAUUGCCUACACAAGAGUUUUAGCUACCAAAUAUCCGAAUUUUCGAAUAAACUCUGUAUGUCCUGGCUAUUGCAAAACAGACGUAAAUGCAAAUACUGGAAGCUUAACUGCUGGAGAAGGUGCUGAGAGCUUGGUGAAUCUUGCUUUGCUUCCAAACGAUGGACCUUCUGGCCUUUUCUUUUACAGAAAGGAGGUCACUUUUUUUUGAGCAUUGAUUGAUUCACAAAAUUGGUUUGCGUGUGUGGCAGAAUUGAAUCGUUUUCUAUCAGUUUUAUAUACAUUGCAAGAAUAAGAUGGAGAUAUAUUUCUUUUAAGUUACCCUAAUUUUAUCGUUUUAAUUAUGAAUUAUUCACUACUGUUAUAGUGUUAUUUUGGAGAUAGUUAAUUAAAGGAUGUGCAUUCCUACUUCCUUAUUUA
Molecule: messenger RNA, 1088 nt
Organism: Capsicum annuum
Lineage: Eukaryota; Viridiplantae; Streptophyta; Magnoliopsida; Solanales; Solanaceae
Product: (+)-neomenthol dehydrogenase-like
Exons: 4
Coding region: 1-879 (292 amino acids)
Cellular component (GO): membrane
Source: RefSeq, a predicted model, not a curated record